AUGCCAAAGAACCAACAAGCACCCCCAAAGUCAUACCAAUGCCACCGGUGCAGCCGACUGUUCUCAAGGUCCGAACACCUCCAGAGGCAUGAAAGAUCGCAUACGAAAGAGAAGCCAUUUCGAUGCCCUCAAUGCCCAAAAUCAUUCACUCGAAAAGAUUUGCUCUCUCGACAUGACCGCCUUUCCCACCGCUCGAAGAUAGCAUCAGACUCUAUGUCUGCGGCUGUUCUUCCAGUACCGUACUCUUCUCAGCGCCCUUUGACAUCCAUUAAUGGACUGCUGAAUCCUCUCACGGAACGUUCCAGCACACCGCCAGACUUGAACCAAAAAUCGACAGUCCAAGAUACCAAUGUCAGCUUGAACGCUCCUUCGGAUGCAGCCGAUGAUUUGCCAAUAGCCACGGGAGUAUCAAAGCCAUACGAUGACAACAUUGCUCCUCAAGACAACUAUGUACAUCAACAACUCAACUUUUCUCUCGAAAAUGAUCAUAGCGAAUAUUUUGCGAUCGGAUCUUUGGACGAUUUCACAUCUUUUAUGGACAGCGUCUCCGUUCCUACCCAUCCAUUCUCUCCGACUUACCAACCCGUCCCCUUGCUUUUCCAAGUACCUGAGCCGCCCUUUGUAGCCUGCUCCGACGGAUAUUUGCCGUCUAGUUCUUUGUCGAGCAAUAGAAGGCUGGGCGAGCUAGUACCUAAGAUUUCUGCCACUGCUCUGCCAACUAUGAAGAAGUCCAGUCAUACCUUUUCCCAAAUCGAACUGCAGCUUCCUUCACUGCACCCAGAGGGCCACAAGCUAGCAGAGCCGAUUUCACAACCGAAAGAUCUCCAUUUGCAAAUAUCUGCAGACUGUCGGCAACGAAUAAUCAACGAGCUAGAGAAUUUUCCCAAUUGUGUUGAUGAAGACUUCACUCUACCAUCAAGACACGUACUGGCUAGGUUUUUUGGAGGAUAUUUUAGCUCUUUCCAUGACCACUUUCCCUUUCUCCACGUUCCGUCUCUUAGGCCCGAGAAUAUCACGGCAGAGUUAUUCAUCGCCAUCGCAGCAGUUGGAGCUCGAUAUACUCAUGAAUUGAACAUAAGCAUUGAUCUGUUUCAUGUGGCAAAGGCCUUGGUGCUGGAACGUAUUCGCAGGCAUAAAGCCACACGAGAUCCUGGCUUCUUCAAAGACAGACAACAAAGUACUAUUGAAAUAUUAGAAACAGUGCUUCUUUUGGUUGCGAUCACAACUUGGUCUGAGCCGGGAUCCACGUCAGAUGCUCUGUCGAUGCGCAGCCUGCUGGAUAGUCUCAUUCGCGAAGAAGAGGGACUUCGGGUUAACCAGGAACCAUAUGAUGAUUGGGAAAGCUGGAUCCACUAUGAGAAUAUUAAGCGAAUCCUCUUUGUUGCAUUUUGCUUCUUGAAUAUGCAUACCAUGGUAUUCGAUCUCCCACCCAUUAUGUGGGCAAACGAGGUAGAUGUCGACCUCCCGAGUUGUGAAAAAGAAUGGAGGGCACAGAGCAAGGAGGAGUGGGAAAGUAUACACAAGACUGUGGCUCAAAUGGGCUCAAAUUUUCGAAACGCUUUUAGGGGACUCUUUUCUGGCAUCGCUGAGACGCACGAGAGAUUAAAGAUGAAUCAACCGAGUUUCUCUUCAUUGGGAGGAUGUGCCCUAAUUCAUGCUCUGAUUCAAAAAAUUUGGCUAGUCCGAAAUGUUCAAAUUCCUCUUCAGCAGCCUGAAGACCUCCUCUCAGCAGAUCAGAUGGGUGCUUUUGAGAACGCACUUAGAAAUUGGGCUAUGCAUUGGGAGCAGAAUCAAGAGUCUUCAAUGGACCCCUUGAGCCCCCAUGGCCCAAUUGCUUUCACCUCUACAGCUCUUAUGAGGCUAGCCUAUAUUCGAAUUAAUAUGAAUCUAGGCCCCAUACGCUAUCUAAGUAACUGGAAUCCCCGAUUGAUCGCAGAGUCGCUUCAUGCGAGCCCUUCAAUCCAGCGAAGCGAGAGAGUGACGCAGGCGGCCCUUCAUUGUGCCCAUGCCCUCAGUAUUCCAGUUAAAUUAGGCCUGAACUAUAUCGCCGAAACCCAAGUCAGGUUUUGGUCAAACCAGCAUGCUUUGUGUUCCCUGGAGUGUGCUUUAUUGCUCUCAAAGUGGCUAGAAUGCUCCACAGUGAAAGACCCCAGCCCACCAUUGACACAAGCAGAGACACGGCUCCUGGAGUUUGUGGCUCAGCUGGUUACGGAAACAGAAUACCGGGUUGGCUCUGGGAAAACGAAUAAGAGAAAUAUUUUCCUCAGUGUGCAGACAGUUCGUCUAUGGGCACGAUUGUACCAAUCUAAGAGCGUGUGGGAGGUGGUCACUUUGAUUGGCGCCUCGCUAAACAUAUAUGCGGAUCUAUUAGAACAGGAUUGCUUGCUGGCUAGCUAG
This is a messenger RNA of Trichoderma atroviride IMI 206040, 2397 nucleotides long. Lineage: Eukaryota; Fungi; Ascomycota; Sordariomycetes; Hypocreales; Hypocreaceae. The record is from RefSeq and is a predicted model, not a curated record.